Aspergillus calidoustus is the source of this 2526-nucleotide messenger RNA. NCBI's taxonomy places the organism in Eukaryota, Fungi, Ascomycota, Eurotiomycetes, Eurotiales, Aspergillaceae. The record is from the annotation of a GenBank genome assembly.
AUGGUCACGGAACAUGGGCCCCUUCGAUAUCCGCCUCAGGGUCCGAUGGGCAACAACCAUGAUCCCUCAAAUCGGCGCCGGAUCCCUAAUCCUCCUCGUCUCGAUCCUUUAAGAAUCAAUCCUCCCUAUCCUCGACCCUCAACUGCCGACGGGCUCCGUCCUCCGCAAUCCUACUACCGCGCAGCUCCCUCUCCGCAUCCUCAUCGUUCUCCAAGAAAAUACCCUGCAUACCCUCCCCGACUCGACUCCGCCCCACGCGCCGUUUCACCUCUCUCCCCUCGAUUAUGGGUCGACGACGACUCUCCGAUCAACAGACCUACAUACCACAAAGCCCCGUCACCCACAUCCUCAAGAUCUCCGCAUGAGCGUCGGACGAAACCGGCCCCAGCGAAUGGGGAGCUCGAACGAUCCCCUCGUCAGAGAACACCACCAAACCCGACGGAUCUCCCGCUCUCUAUUUCUACGUCUAGGCUCGAAAACAAGCGGUCCAGACCUUAUCUUGCACACACCCCUAGCCCUCAUGGACUCGCAUUGCCGCGCAGCCCCUACAACACUCGGCCAUCUGACCCGUACGGCGACGAAGUGCUCCGAUCAAGCGUGAAUUCUGCUAUGACGUCGCGCUCGAGUAUUGAGCAUGCGAGCGGAACAGAGCGAAGCAGCGUAUUGACAAAAAGCAGCUCAAUCACCGACCUGUCUCCAGACACACCAGAUGGUUCAUAUGAUAAGGACGAAGGAAUGAGCGUCGAAGAUGCUAUCUCCAUGUACUUGGAUGGCUUUAGCGAUGUGACAGAAGAGCCAGGAUCACCGGAUUUGUUAGAUGACAGCAAGUUGAAAGCAUUGAACCCCGUACCGCCUGCCGAACUUAUGCUGGAUGGGCCUGAACUCGAACCUACUGACAACGACUUCCCGCCCCGGACAACCUCUCAAUCAGAUUUCCGCAACCAUGUUCCAUCAUCAGAAUACCCAGUAAAAGAGGCCUGGUCAGAUGAUGAAUCAUUUGAUCAGCCUCUAGUCGAACCUGUCGACAAGCCUCUGGAGCAAACACAAGAAUCCUCGCAAUCACAAGAACCGUCACAACCACAAUUGAACGGACCCGACCAAAACCUGUUGAAUAAACAGUUCCUAGGGGAGUCACAUUCGGACGCGGACUCGCUAGACGAGCCUUCAGCAGAGCCAGAACCAGAGCCAGAGCCGGCCUCACCGACUCAACCUCCCCCUACUCCUCGAUCAGCGGAGACAAAGAUUAUGCUUCCUGGUGUUGUACCUCCUCCAUUGGCCAUUGCUACUGAAACAAGAGACUGCUAUGGGUUCCGCAAGACCACUUCAUAUGUCACUCUGCAGCAGUACGAGGCUUGGAGCGGUUCAUACGCCGAAUUUGCUGCAAACCGAAGAAUAAAAUGGGCCGAAUUGCUCAGUGAGAACGGUCUACCUUCGACCAAUCCCACGACGUUUCCCCCCAAAUCCUCGAAAGUGAAGCGCUUUGUACGGAAAGGCAUUCCACCUGAGCUUCGAGGCGCAGCCUGGUUUUGGUAUGCCGGCGGCUAUGAGCACUUGAACCGAAACCCUGGGCUGUAUGAUCAACUGGUCCAGCAGGUGAUGAAUUCGCCAAGCAACGAUGAUAAGGAACACAUUGAGCGCGACUUGCAUCGCACCUUUCCGGACAACAUCCACUUUAAGCCUGAACAAACAGGCCAAACAAAUGGAAAUCCAGGUCAGAGUGUGGUGGUGGAGACGGAGAUGAUCCGAUCGCUCCGCCGUGUCCUCUAUGCUUUUGCUGCUCACAACCCUCAGAUUGGGUACACACAGUCACUGAAUUUUAUCACUGGACUACUCCUGCUUUUUCUCUCCGAGGAGAAGACGUUUUGGAUGCUGCACAUCAUCACAUCCGUUUAUCUUCCAAGCACCCACGAGAUUAGUCUCGAAGGGGCCAAUGUCGAUCUCUGGAUUCUCAUGGUGCUCUUGAAAGAGUCGCUCCCAAAUGUUUACAACAAAAUUGCGGGCACGGGGAGCAGAUCCAGGAGUGCACCACUUUCUGUAAAUUCCCGGUUGCCUGAUAUCACCCUUGGCCUGACAAAUUGGCUUAUGUCAGUGUUCAUCGGCACGUUGCCUCUUGAGACAACGUUGCGCGUCUGGGAUGUUUUCUUCUACGAAGGAUCGAAAACGUUCUUCCGGGUAUCCAUGGGAUUGUUCAAGGCUUGCGAGAAGGAAAUUAUGGCCGUGUCCGACCCGAUGGAAGUCUUCCAAGUGGUGCAGACCGUGCCCAAGAGGCUGCUAGAUGCAAACAUCCUCCUUGAAGAGAGCUUUACCCGGCGAAACCGCGUUGGGCAGGGUCGCAUCGAAGAGCUAAGGGCAGCGCGCCGAACAGCCGUUCGUCAGGAGAAACUUCGAAGAUCACAAGCCCUGAGCAAGGGUCAGAUCCACGCAGCAACGGACGAGUGGCCGACGAGAUCUCGGACGCCCAUCCCCGGACUCGAGCGCACUUUUGCCGACUCGUGGCGUCAGAUGAGGAACCAUGCGUUCCGGUGA